AUGGACAAGAUCCUGGAGGGGCUGGUGAGCUCGUCGCACCCGCUGCCGCUGAAGCGGGUGAUCGUGCGGCGGGUGGUGGAGUCGGCGGAGACGCCGCUGAGCCAGGCGCAGUGCCGCGCCAUGUUCGCCCUCAGCACCCGGCUGGUGCUGCAGGGCCCCGACCCCUUCCAGCGGCAGGUGGGGCGGCAGGUGCUGGAGGCCUACGGCCGCUACCACCGCGCCGAGUUCGAGGCCUUCUUCAACCGCGGGCUCGUCCUCGGCCUCCUGCAGCGCGGCUACGGCGAGCUGAGCAACCGCGACCCCGCCAUCCUCGACUACAUCCAGGCGGGGCUGCGCCUCAUCAUGAGCUGCCCCUCGGUGCUGGAGCUCUUCGAGCUGCUGCAGGUGGAGGCGCUGCGGCUGGUGUGCGAGCGGCCGGCGCCGCCGCUCUGCGCCCGCCUCUGCCAGCUGCUGGGCGACUUCCCGCAGUGCCUGCCCCGCGGCAGGAAGCUCUCGCUCGCCUUCUGCCAGCAGCUGGUCCGCAGCAUCGCCCACUUCCAGAGCCAGGGCACCCGGGAGGCCGAGCUGCGCCUCUACGUCUCGCAGGUGACGCAGGUCAGCGGGCUGCUGCGGAGCGUCUGGAAGGCCGAGCCCGACACGCUGCUGCCCUCCUUGCAGGAGCUCUUCGCCGUCAUCUCCGCCGCCGAUACUUCAUUCGAACCUUCUGUUGCACUGGCAAGUCUUGUGCAGCACAUACCAUUACAGAUGAUUACAGUACUCAUCAGGAGCCUUACUACAGAUCCAAAUGUGAAAGAUGCAAGUAUGACUCAAGCUCUGUGCAGAAUGAUUGACUGGUUGUCCUGGCCUCUGGCUCAGCAUGUGGAAACAUGGGUGAUUGCACUGCUGAAAGGACUGGCUGCAGUCCAGAAAUUUACCAUCCUCAUUGAUGUCACUCUGCUUAAGAUUGAAUUGGUCUUUAAUCGACUUUGGUUUCCUCUAGUGAGGCCUGGUGCCCUUGCUGUCCUUUCCCACAUGUUACUUAGUUUUCAGCAUUCUCCAGAAGCUUUUCAUUUGAUUGUCCCACAUGUGGUGAGUUUGGUUCAGUCCUUCAAAAGAGAUGGCUUACCUUCCAGUACAGCCUUUUUGAUGCAGUUGACUGAGUUGAUACACUGUAUGAUGUAUCAUUAUUCAGGAUUUCCAGAGCUCUAUGAACCCAUUCUGGAGGCUGUUAAGGAUAUGCCCAAACCCACUGAAGAGAAGAUUAAGUUGAUUCUCAGUCAGAGUGCCUGGACUUCUCAAUCCAGUUCUUUGCCAUCUUGUUUAUCUAGACUUUCUGGAAAAUCUGAAACUGGGAAGACAGGUCUAAUUAAUCUAGGAAAUACUUGCUACAUGAACAGUGUUAUUCAGGCACUUUUUAUGGCUACAGAUUUCAGAAGACAUGUUUUAUCUCUGAAUUUAAAUGGGUGUAAUUCACUAAUGAGAAAAUUACAGCAUCUUUUUGCGUUUUUGGCCCAUACCCAGAGGGAGGCAUAUGCUCCUAGAAUUUUCUUUGAGGCUUCCAGACCACCAUGGUUCACCCCUCGAUCCCAGCAGGAUUGCUCAGAAUAUCUCAGAUUCCUGCUAGACAGGCUGCAUGAAGAAGAGAGAACCUUGAAAGCAUUGUCUUCAGCAAAGACUUCUGAAAGUAUAACGAAUGAAGAGUCCCAGACACAAGAAGCUAUCCAUAAAGCACAAGUAUUUGCUGAAGCACCUUGUAUGGGAAGUGAAGAAAGAACUCUGAUAGAGAAGAUGUUUGGAGGAAAAUUGAAGACUACUAUAUGCUGUUUGAACUGCAAAAGUAUGUCUCAAAAGGAAGAAGCUUUCACAGAUCUCUCUCUGGCUUUCUGUCCUCCAACUUCCUUGGAGAAUGUUGGCCCAAAAUGUAUGGAACGUUCUGAAGUGAAAGAUGACUACAUGGUGCAAACUAAUACUUUAGCAACUAGUCCUACUGGAGAAACACCUCUGAAUAAUUUGGAAGUAAAUGGUGGAUGUGACACAAUAAUGAAUGAAGGAACCAUAAAAGAUUUUUCUGCUGAGCCAAACUCUGAGAAUACCACAAAUUCUGAACUCCACAAAGUUCAAGAUAAUAGGGAUAUGUCUCAGAGGCUAGUAGGUAAAAACACCCUGUCAGUUACAGACUUACUGAAUUAUUUUCUGGCACCUGAGAUCCUCAGUGGAGACAAUAAGUAUUAUUGUGAAAAGUGUGCCUCUCUACAGAAUGCUGAGAAAACUAUGCAAAUCAUUGAGGAACCUGAAUACCUCAUUCUCACUCUUUUGAGAUUUUCAUAUGAUCCAAAGUGUCAUAUAAGGCGCAAAAUCUUGGACAAUGUGUCUCUGCCCCUUGUUUUGGAACUGCCAGUCAAAAGAGCAACAUCCCCUCUAGCUGUAGUUUCAGGAGGUUGGUCUAUUGGUGUUGAGAUGUCUGAUAUUGGAGAAAAUCUUGCUAAAAAACUGAAGCCCUCAGGUGCUGAUGAAGUGACCUGCCCACAAUUGGUGCCCUACCUGUUAAGCUCUGUGGUGGUGCAUUCUGGUGUAUCCUCUGAAAGUGGACAUUAUUAUUCAUAUGCUAGAAAUGUUACUGGGUCAGGGCCUUCAGGACUCUGCCACCAGUCUACAGCUCUUUCUUUAGUUUCUCCUCAGGAUAAGUUGUUGACAGAGGAGAGUCCUUGUACUGUUGUAGAAAAUGAGCUGGACACUGAGAUGCCAAGAGAAUGGUUUCUGUUCAAUGACAGCAGAGUGACAUUUACCUCAUUUCAGUCAGUCCAGAAAAUUACCAGUAGAUUUCCAAAGGACACUGCUUAUGUUCUGUUUUACAAAAAACGAAAUAGCACCUGUGGCUUCAACACCAGUUCGGCAAAUGGACUCUGGGUAAAUGGAGACCCUCCCCUACAAAAAGACCUCAUGGAUGCAAUUACGAAAGAUAACAAACUGUACUUGCAGGAGCAAGAGCUUAGUGCUCGAACACAAGCACUUCAAGCUGCCUCAGCCUCGUGCUCUUUCCGACCCAAUGGAUUUGAUGACAAUGACCCCCCGGGAAGUUGUGGACCGACAGGUGGAGGAGGAGGGGGUGGGUUCAGUACUGUUGGUAGAUUAGUCUUUUGACUAUGAAGACAACCUGGAAUACACUGGUUCCAAAGCAGCCCAGUACUGCUGAGGACAACUAAAAUAUUGAACUUUGGCAGAUAUUGUACCAAGUUUUGAGACUUGAUCCUUGUUCAAAAGCAAAUGUUGGGGUUUUUUUGGUUAUGUUUUAUUUGAAAUAAAUAAGUGCAUAAUGGAAAAAAAACUACCUCUUAAAAAUUCAGUUGCUUUUAUAGUACGAUAUGCUUGCCCAACAGACAGAAAAUGGAGAUUUUUUAAGUAGUUGCAAAUGACACUGCAUUAAACUGAACAAACGCA
Molecule: messenger RNA, 3417 nt
Organism: Gymnogyps californianus (California condor)
Lineage: Eukaryota; Metazoa; Chordata; Aves; Accipitriformes; Cathartidae
Gene: USP38
Product: ubiquitin specific peptidase 38
Exons: 10
Coding region: 1-3120 (1039 amino acids)
Biological process (GO): protein deubiquitination; ubiquitin-dependent protein catabolic process
Cellular component (GO): cytosol; nucleus
Molecular function (GO): cysteine-type deubiquitinase activity; cysteine-type endopeptidase activity
Source: RefSeq, a predicted model, not a curated record